AUGCAGCGCAACGAAGUGGAUGCAUCUAUGACCUCAGUUGGCCUCGGCACUCCCGAUGUGUGGCAGAAAUUGGGUCAGGAACUGGAAGGCAAAACGCAACUGGAGCAGCCGCGAGUGUCCAAGAAAGUUUUGGUAAAGGCUCUACGUAUGCAGACAGAAGCCAUGCGCUACAUGGCUGACGAGUUCGACCGAUUGCGGGACAAAAUGGCGGAGAUGGAGCGAGAAGCUCGCAACACGGCGAAGCACGUGGAACGAGUCAACUCGAAGCUCAUUACCGUUCAGGGUCAAGUUGAGGACAUGAACACUAAAGUGUACGAGAUCGAAGUGGUGCAGACUAAACAGGCCGAACAACUCAAGGAGAUCGACGAAGUUGCAGUCCAAGUACGAGCCACUCGCGAGGAAGUUGAGCACGUCGCAAAGAGUGUCGAGAAGGCCAAUUUCGUUCACAACGAGUUCGUCCAGCAGACCGAGCACAAGCUUCAUGUCAUUCGAGAAGACCACGAAGUGACCAAAAAAUUCGCCAUGAAGAUCGAAGACCGUCUGAAUGAAGAGCAGAAGGAAUUGUUCCUGGACUCGGACCACAUUCUUCACAACAAAUUGUCGCUAGCGAUGUGGAUGGAGGCCGUUGAGAAGGACAACAAACGGAAGGAUGAAGCUCUGCGUGACUGCACCGACAAGAUGAUCAAACAAGGGCGCAAUGUGCAGGAUAUGAUGCUCGAGACUCGUCGUACUUUGGACGACAACACUUGUGCCGUGGAAGACGUACAGCGUUUGUUACUGGACAAAGCCGAUCGCACGCGGGUGGACGAGAUCAUUGAGUCCAAGUACGAGGAGAUCUGCAAUCAACUGGACAAGGCGCUGGCUUCGGUUCUGGGUGAAGAGGAUGAAUUCAAACGAGCCAGUCAGGAGCUCCAGCAACUUGUGACGCAUCUGAGCGAGAGUAAAGCAGACAAGAAGGAUCUUCUCGAAGUCAAGGAGCAAGUGCUCUACGACUCGCGUGUCCGUCAACAAGUGGAGAAUCUACGCUCCUUCAUCGACAUCAAGAUGAACCGGGACGACGUCUUCUCGGCACUCAAGACAAAGGCGGACAAGGACGAGAUGCUCGCUCUACUCAAGAACCUCUCGGACAGUAUGAACGCGUCCAUCGUGCAAGCUCAAAAGUCUCUCAACUAUGCAGACAGCGCCUUCCUCACUGGAAAACAGGCCGGACAUCACCAUGGAGGAGGCGCGUCCAACAGCGCACAAAAGCGAGCAGGGAUGUUGCCUAGUCUGGAUCGAGAAAAGUGUUUGUCCUGCAAUAGUCAACUGCGAGAUCCAUCGACUAUCCCCAGCGGGCCGAUCACCAACAAAAACCCCUUCCAGAUGGCUCCAGUCUAUGGCGGCGGCUUCCAUCUCCCGCCAGGUGCCGGGUCUAUCGAGAAGAAUGCCAUGCGCAAUCGAUCCAGUAACCUCAGCAACAACCACGUAGCCAGUGUCCCGUAUCUGUCUCCACGAACUGUUGCCAACAUGGCAUCGUCGGGACAGCUAGCGGAGAGCGCAAGUGAAGGGUUCCUCGUUGGAGUGGAUGGUCGUGUGUACCAAGCAGACCCAGAGGUAGUAGCUCAAGUCCAAACACGACCAAACCUUAAACUUCCUCAGGCUGUAGGUUCCAGAAGAGCGCCCCCUGUACACGACGAAGCUGACUGA
Messenger RNA from Phytophthora infestans T30-4, 1686 nucleotides. RefSeq lists its product as uncharacterized. The record is from RefSeq and is a predicted model, not a curated record. Lineage: Eukaryota; Oomycota; Peronosporomycetes; Peronosporales; Peronosporaceae. The transcript has 2 exons. The coding region runs from base 1 to 1686 and encodes 561 amino acids.